AUUCAUUCCGAGAUCUACAUCUCAUCAUGAAGCAUGUAUGCAUUUUUCGCUAUAAAUAAGCCCAUUCGUUCAUCUCCCUGAACUCGCGUCUUGCCCUCCAUUUCUCUCUCAUCACCACCACUCUCUCUCUCUAGACUCGGUCUCCAUUGUUUUCCUUCCCUUCUCUCCCACAGAAAAAUGGCGUCUCACAUUGUUGGAUAUCCCCGUAUGGGCCCGAAGAGAGAGCUGAAGUUUGCUCUGGAAUCAUUCUGGGAUGGCAAGAGCAGCGCCGAGGAUUUGGAAAAGGUGGCGGCGGAUCUCAGGUCGUCCAUCUGGAAGCAGAUGUCUGAUGUUGGGAUCAAGUACAUCCCCAGCAACACUUUCUCUUACUACGAUCAGGUUCUUGAUACGACGGCAAUGCUUGGUGCUGUUCCACCGAGGUACAACUGGACCGGUGGUGAGAUUGGUUUCUCUACUUACUUCUCCAUGGCCAGAGGAAAUGCCUCCGUUCCUGCUAUGGAAAUGACCAAGUGGUUUGACACCAACUACCACUUUAUUGUGCCGGAAUUGGGGCCUGAUGUGAAGUUCUCAUAUGCUUCCCACAAGGCAGUGAAUGAGUACAAGGAGGCUAAGGCGCUCGGUAUUGACACGGUUCCAGUUCUUGUUGGCCCUGUUACAUACUUGUUGCUGUCUAAGCCUGCCAAGGGCGUGGAGAAAAAUUUCCCUAUUAUUUCUCUUCUUGACAAAAUUCUUCCAAUCUACAAGGAAGUUAUUGCUGAGUUGAAGGCCGCUGGUGCUACAUGGAUUCAGUUUGACGAGCCCACUCUGGUUAAGGAUCUCGAUUCACACGAUUUGGAAGCGUUCAUGAAGGCAUAUUCUGAAUUGAAAACAUCUUGGUCUGGCGUCAAUGUCCUGAUCCAGACUUACUUCGCUGAUGUGCCUGAAGCUGCAUUCAAAACCCUUACCUCACUGCCUGGAGUUGCUGGUUAUGGUUUCGAUUUGGUUCGUGGAGCUAAGACCCUUAACUUGAUUAGAACUGAAUUCCCUCUUGGAAUGCACCUUUUUGCUGGAGUUGUUGAUGGAAGGAACAUCUGGGCUAAUGAUCUCGAAGCAUCUCUCAAGACUCUACAGUCCCUUGAAGCCAUUGUUGGAAAGGACAAGCUUGUUGUGUCCACCUCGUCCUCGCUUCUCCAUACAGCUGUUGACCUCGUAAACGAGCCUAAGCUUGACAAAGAAAUCAAAUCGUGGCUUGCAUUUGCUGCACAGAAAGUUGUCGAAGUAAAUGCUCUGGCAAAGGGAUUGACCGGAGAGAAGGAUGCGGAAUUCUUCUCUGCUAAUGCUGCUGCUCAGGCUUCUAGGAAAUCCUCUCCAAGAGUGAACAAUGAAGCUGUCCAGAAGGCUGCUUCUGCUUUGAAGGGUUCCGAUCACCGUCGUGUAACAAAUGUCAGUGCCAGACUUGAUGCUCAACAAAAGAAGCUUAACCUUCCAAUCCUUCCAACCACCACCAUUGGUUCCUUCCCUCAAACCGUUGAACUCAGGAGAGUUCGUCGUGAGUACAAAGCCAAGAAGAUCACCGAGGAAGAGUACGUCAAGUCCAUCAAAGAGGAGAUUAGCAAAGUUGUGAAGCUCCAGGAAGAGCUCGAUAUCGAUGUUCUUGUUCACGGAGAGCCAGAAAGGAAUGAUAUGGUUGAGUACUUUGGAGAGCAAUUAUCCGGUUUUGCAUUCACCGCCAAUGGAUGGGUGCAAUCUUACGGCUCUCGAUGUGUGAAGCCACCAAUCAUUUACGGUGAUGUCAGCCGCCCAAACCCCAUGACCGUCUUCUGGUCCAGUGCUGCUCAGAGCAUGACCAAGCGCCCGAUGAAGGGCAUGCUCACCGGCCCUGUUACCAUUCUCAACUGGUCUUUCGUCAGAAACGACCAACCUAGAUUUGAAACCUGCUAUCAGAUUGCUCUGGCUAUCAAGGAUGAAGUGGAGGAUCUUGAAAAGGCGGGAGUUACCGUUAUCCAAAUCGACGAGGCUGCACUGAGAGAAGGGUUGCCUCUUAGGAAAUCCGAGCACGCUUUCUACUUGGACUGGGCUGUCCACUCUUUCAGAAUCACCAACUGUGGAGUCGAGGACACCACCCAGAUCCACACACACAUGUGCUACUCCAACUUCAACGACAUCAUCCACUCCAUCAUCGACAUGGACGCUGAUGUCAUCACAAUCGAGAACUCCCGUUCGGACGAGAAGCUGCUCUCUGUCUUCCGUGAGGGAGUGAAGUACGGUGCUGGAAUUGGGCCUGGAGUUUACGACAUCCACUCGCCAAGAAUACCCUCGACUGAGGAAAUCGCCGAUAGGGUCAACAAGAUGCUUGCUGUGCUCGAGACCAACAUCUUGUGGGUCAACCCCGACUGUGGUCUCAAGACUCGCAAGUACCAUGAAGUUAAGCCUGCACUCGAGAACAUGGUUUCUGCAGCUAAGCUUCUCCGCACACAGCUUGCCAGUGCUAAAUGAAGCCCCGUUGGUGGUGGUUUUCUUUGUUGAGUUUGAAUUUUCUCCGAUUUGUUUGUUUUUUUACCGGAUUUUUAAGAAAUGUUUUAUUAUGGUUUUUUUUUUUUAAAUAAUUGCUAUUGGUGAUGAAAGAUUCAUUAUCAGUGGGAUAGGUUUGUUAGGCUGCUGCUGCUGCCCAUUUGGGGCGUUUUGUUUCUCUUUUUUACGGGUUUUGUUUCUCCUUGAUUUUUCGUUUAAAUCAAUCUAUAUUUUAUUAUGUUUGAGUUAUUUAUUUAAUAUUUUAAUGAUA
This is a messenger RNA of Erythranthe guttata (spotted monkey flower), 2761 nucleotides long. RefSeq names its product 5-methyltetrahydropteroyltriglutamate--homocysteine methyltransferase. Lineage: Eukaryota; Viridiplantae; Streptophyta; Magnoliopsida; Lamiales; Phrymaceae. The record is from RefSeq and is a predicted model, not a curated record. Gene Ontology annotation, molecular function: 5-methyltetrahydropteroyltriglutamate-homocysteine S-methyltransferase activity; zinc ion binding.